This is a messenger RNA of Tyto alba (common barn owl), 1635 nucleotides long. RefSeq names its product small nuclear ribonucleoprotein D3 polypeptide (gene SNRPD3). The coding region runs from base 142 to 522 and encodes 126 amino acids. Gene Ontology annotation, molecular function: RNA binding. NCBI's taxonomy places the organism in Eukaryota, Metazoa, Chordata, Aves, Strigiformes, Tytonidae. The transcript is spliced from 4 exons. Gene Ontology annotation, cellular component: U5 snRNP; precatalytic spliceosome; spliceosomal tri-snRNP complex. Gene Ontology annotation, biological process: RNA processing; spliceosomal snRNP assembly. The record is from RefSeq and is a predicted model, not a curated record.
GGCCGGGCGGAGCGGGGCGGGGCCGCGGCCGCAGCCACCUUCCGGUUCCGGCGCACGGCGGGAAGCUGGAGGCCGCCAUUAGGGACGAGCGCGGGCCCGGGCUGAGGCGGUUGGGCGGUGUAGUGCCACAGCACUGCCAACAUGUCGAUCGGAGUGCCAAUUAAAGUCCUGCAUGAGGCUGAAGGCCAUAUUGUGACGUGUGAAACCAAUACAGGAGAAGUUUACCGAGGCAAACUUAUUGAAGCUGAAGACAACAUGAAUUGUCAGAUGUCCAACAUAACAGUGACGUACAGAGAUGGACGAGUGGCACAGCUUGAACAGGUGUACAUCAGAGGUAGCAAGAUACGGUUUCUCAUUUUACCAGAUAUGUUGAAGAACGCUCCCAUGCUAAAGAGCAUGAAAAAUAAAAACCAGGGUUCUGGAGCUGGGCGAGGAAAAGCAGCCAUUCUCAAAGCUCAAGUGGCUGCAAGAGGAAGAGGCCGUGGUAUGGGCCGUGGCAACAUUUUCCAGAAGCGAAGAUAACUUCAGUCUUGACCAACAUGCUUUUUUUAUUAGAGGAUAUUAACUUGACUAUAUGCGCAUUGGUAUCAGUUUUGUUUAAUAAAUGUUUCUGACAAAAACUUGUCUGCUCUUACAUGACAAGACUCUUCUUGGGCAAAUACAUUGUAGGUUGAUUUCAAAGUUAAAAUAGCUUUGUCUGGAAAGUAGUAGACUUUAUAUCUAGAUUUGACUACUCUGUAUUUGUGUGAUGCAUUGACUUUUAAAGAUUGUCAUGUUUCCAUUUUCUUCUUUAGUCCUGUUGUCAUUCAUUCUCUAAAGAAUUAGAAAGCAUUCUUGAUGAAUUUUUAAAUAGUAUGUUUUAAAGUCAUAUUAGCUGCAUUUAUGGAAGAUACAGUGAAACAGGCAGCUUCCUGAGAAGCAAAGCACUAUGUUCUUUUGCUUUAUAUGGACCUACAAUAGAUAGAGGUUCAUCUUCGGAUCUGUACAUUGAGCUUGUAUUCUUGCAUUUCUUAUUUUUUCUCUUUGGGUAGGGGAAGAAUUUUUCAUUAGGAACGCACAACUUUGGUAGCCUGAGACUAUAUUUGCAGUGAAAAAUUCUGUUGUAACUCUCUUAGUUUUUUCCUGCCUGGGAAAAGAUGACAGAAUAUAAAAUAGGCAUUUGCAAGGAUACAUUUGAAAUGUUUUGUAAAUUUGAAAGAUAGUGCAGGGCUAUGACUAAAGUCUUAUAAAUGGUUAUCCAUUAAAUGCAACUCAAUACAAAUGCUAAUCUUUUGAACAAAACUUAGGAUCAUCUUUAGCUUUUGGUCUUAACAUCUAUACAGAGUCAUGUAGAUCGUCAGCUGAUCUGUAGUUGUAAGUUUAGUUUAUUUCGCUAAAAGUAUAGCCUUGUCAUUAUUACUGACUUAAAUGGUUACACAUUUAAAUGUAACACUUCUGUACCUAAUCACAUACUUGCAUACAGUUACCAGUCUGUACACAUACAAAAUAGCUACUCUUGCUUUUCUGCUCUGAUGCUGUGAAGACUCCCUUGUGUGAAGACUCCCUUGUGUGCAGACAUGAAAGUUGAACUAAUGUAUGAAUUUGUUUGAAUUGUCUGUAAAUAAAGCUAUAUUUGGUCUCGCGUCACUAGAAAAA